Trypanosoma theileri is the source of this 882-nucleotide messenger RNA. RefSeq lists its product as uncharacterized. The annotation marks the transcript as partial. The transcript has a single exon. Lineage: Eukaryota; Euglenozoa; Kinetoplastea; Trypanosomatida; Trypanosomatidae. The record is from RefSeq and is a predicted model, not a curated record.
AUGCUUGUGUUCCGUUUGUUCUGUUUCACGGUUUUGCUUCUAGGCGUUCCAUGUGUGUGUAAGGCAACAGAAGAGAAUCAAGUAGUAGAACGGAGUCCUCUUACGCCUCCUCAUCCUGUUCUUUCUCUUCCUGCACCACAACCACCGGUUCCUUCUGCACCUGUCCCUGAGCCUCAUGCAGCUGCAGGCGGUAAUCUUACCAAUGGGGGUGUAAAUGUGCAGGAGCAUUCAACACGAGGUGAGACUGAGCAUCGGGAUUCGGAAGAAGUUCAUUUGGAAGUUGAGCCUUUGAAAGAUGAAGAGAGAAGAGAAGGUAGUGGCGCUUCUCUUACAAGUAAUUUGAAGGCUGAAAAAGAAGCUGCGUUGCAAGGUGUAAAAGGUGAACGCGGUCAGGAAUCUCCAGCACCUGCCGCUCCUCCUCUCGGUAAACCAGCAGUACAGCGUCCUAACGCUGUGGAAGAGCAGGAUCGUGAACAAGGACAUGAUAGUGAAGAGAAGGAUUUGUUACCAGGAGAUAACUCUAAACCUCAGCAGGGAGAAAAACUACAAGAUGCACCAAAUAAGGAACCUCAGGUGCCACGAGAUCCGCAAUCUUCCAGUCAACCCAAUGUGAACCAUGAAGUUCCACAGGCUUCCCAACCUCAACUGCAGGGACCAAUGCCUACAGUCACCCAAGAGAGCCAGGAGAAGGAGCACAAUGCAGAAAGCCACAGUGGAUCAAGUGGAAAUACAUCUACUAAUGAUAUUCCAGCAACAGAAUCCUCUUCCUCAGCAUCUACUGCAGCUCCUGCCACAUCUUCACAAGAAGAUACUGGUGAUAAUAGUGUUACACCCAGUGAGGAGGAAUCAACCACCAACUCAAACACUACCACCACCACCACC